Cooperia oncophora is the source of this 255-nucleotide messenger RNA. The record is from the annotation of a GenBank genome assembly. Lineage: Eukaryota; Metazoa; Nematoda; Chromadorea; Rhabditida; Trichostrongylidae.
AUGAAGAAUGUGUGCUUGAUUUUGAUCGACAGUGACAUGGAUUCAUUUAGAUUCCUGAUACUGGCGUGUGACGGUUUAUGGAAGUCGUUCGAUAACGAGGAGGCGAUUUCGUACGUGAAUGAGUUGCUGAGCAAGUCGGUGAAGAUAUAUGGUAGUAUCGCUUCAUAUUUGGACCUGCUGUGGGGGACAUACGUCCCGGGAGCAUUUGCCAACAAGGAGGAAAGCAGAAUUUGUGUGGCUCGCCUUCUUAAAUGA